This is a messenger RNA of Saxophila tyrrhenica, 630 nucleotides long. RefSeq lists its product as uncharacterized. The transcript has a single exon. Lineage: Eukaryota; Fungi; Ascomycota; Dothideomycetes; Mycosphaerellales; Extremaceae. The coding region runs from base 1 to 630 and encodes 209 amino acids. The record is from RefSeq and is a predicted model, not a curated record.
AUGUACUACGCAGCAUUCGAAGGAACAGUCCCAGAGGAGAAGAACGCACUCUCUGGACGCUUCUACAACACCUUGCUACCAAAGCUCAAGCAAAUCGACGGCUUCACGGAUGAGUCCGGCUUUGUGUCUCGAUCAGACAAGCACACCAGCCUGACGCUGUCAAGAUGGGAGGACGUAGCAGCCUUGAAGCGGUGGCGGAACGAGGAGACGCAUUUGAGGAUUCAAAACAAAGCCAGCUCUGACGUUUACAGCUGGUAUCGACUUCGAAUUGGGCCCUCCGAAACGCACGAUGGCAUUGAGCAUGACGAGGAUGGGAUGGCUAGGAUCAUGGUAAUGGUGCAUAAACCCAAGGACGCUGAGAAACAGGUUGCGCAUGGCAUUGAAGCGUUGAUCGACCGCGACGCUGGAGGUGAUGGGUGGAACGGCUUGGUCGACUUUGACGAGUACGAAGGCGAGACCGGCCUGCUGUGGUUGACGGGCUGGCGAACGCCGUUCGAUGCAGCACGGUUCAUGAAUGCUAUUCGAGCUGAUAGCGGUUCGGUGACUUGCGUUCGGGUGGAAAGAGACUACACCAAGGUAGAGCGGCGUCAAGCACCAAGCGAGACCCCAGGGGUCAGGCAAGAAGACUGA